This is a messenger RNA of Trypanosoma theileri, 321 nucleotides long. Its product is annotated as BES15S03c. The coding region runs from base 1 to 321 and encodes 106 amino acids. The record is from RefSeq and is a predicted model, not a curated record. The transcript has a single exon. NCBI's taxonomy places the organism in Eukaryota, Euglenozoa, Kinetoplastea, Trypanosomatida, Trypanosomatidae.
AUGCAGCAGCGGGACCAGCCGCGUCGUGUUGGGGCAGAACUAUAUCCAAGAAGGUCCUGGGGCACAUGUCGACGUGCUAUCAGCAGUAUCACCCGCACCAGAUUACUGCUGAGUGGUGAUGUAGAGGAAAAUCCCAGCCCUUCACUGCGAGGUUUGCAGUGGAACUCAGCCGGACUUACCCAGCUCAUUGGUGCAGAUGCUAAUGCGCAUGCAUUGGCAUGGAAUCGCGCGAUCCCUCCUGAUACCCGUGAUUGUCACAACGUUACCUCGUCCCACAGUAUCUACAGCAAAACCUCACCCGUAUGCCUGCAAUAUGUGUAA